Tetrahymena thermophila SB210 is the source of this 459-nucleotide messenger RNA. RefSeq names its product immobilization antigen. Lineage: Eukaryota; Ciliophora; Oligohymenophorea; Hymenostomatida; Tetrahymenidae. The record is from RefSeq and is a predicted model, not a curated record. The transcript has a single exon.
AUGAGAAUUUAAUAUUUAUUAAUUGCUUUAGCAAUAACUGCUUCAGUUUAUGGUCAAUUUACUUGCAGUGAUGCUCAUGCUAGUGGCUCUUCUGCAGCUACAUGUUACUGUAUGGCAGGCUACUAUGGAACUUCAACAGAUGCUAGUGGCUCUGGAUGUGCAGCAUGCCCACCAGGAAGUAACUCUUAAGCCGCAACUGCUACUGGUACUCUUGUCAGUAGUUGUACCUGUUAUGAUUCCAAUGCUUAACUCAAAUCUGAUAAUUCAGCUUGUUAAUGCAUGGCAAAUUUCUAUGGUACUCCCAAUAGUACUUCCGGUGGUACUUCUGGAUGUACUGCAUGUUCUAAUGGUCAAACUGCCCCUGCAGGGUCAUCAACAAAUGUUUGUGCCGCUGCAACUACUUCUACAAAAAUUUUAUCAUUAAUAGCAUUAUUUUUAUUAUUAGCAAUUCUUAUUUGA